Messenger RNA from Plasmopara halstedii, 789 nucleotides. Its product is annotated as phosphoribosylformimino-5-aminoimidazole carboxamide ribotide isomerase. Lineage: Eukaryota; Oomycota; Peronosporomycetes; Peronosporales; Peronosporaceae. Gene Ontology annotation, biological process: L-histidine biosynthetic process; L-tryptophan biosynthetic process. Bases 1 to 789 code for a protein of 262 amino acids. Gene Ontology annotation, molecular function: 1-(5-phosphoribosyl)-5-[(5-phosphoribosylamino)methylideneamino]imidazole-4-carboxamide isomerase activity. The record is from RefSeq and is a predicted model, not a curated record. Gene Ontology annotation, cellular component: cytoplasm. The transcript has 7 exons.
AUGCGAUUCCGGCCAUGCAUUGACAUUCACGCCGGUGAAGUGAAACAAAUUGUGGGAUCUACGCUUACAGAUAACGAGAAUGUAGAACCAAUCACCAACUUUGUAGCAUCACAAAGUGCCGGCGAGUUUGCACGCAUGUACAAGACAGACGGUCUAAAAGGUGGUCACGUCAUCAUGUUGGGUGCAUCGAAAGUCAAUACAAUCGCAGCUUUGGAUGCUAUAACUAAUUAUCCUGGAGGACUUCAAGUGGGUGGUGGCAUCAAUGCUGAUAAUUGCCAGUUCUUUAUCGAGAAGGGUGCAAGCCACGUAAUCGUUACGUCGUACGUUUUUCGAGACGGUCAGAUCGAUUUUGAAAGGCUUGAGAAGCUCGUAAAGUUGAUUGGCAAGAAACGUUUGGUUCUCGAUUUAAGUUGUCGCAAAAAGAAAGAUGACAACAAAUUUUACGUGAUGACGGAUCGCUGGCAAAAGUUCACCACAACUUCAAUCGAUGAAGCUCUUUUUCUUCGUCUUGCGGAAUAUUGCGAUGAAUUUUUGGUUCACGCAGUGGACGUCGAGGGCAAGCAAUGCGGUAUACAGCAUGAGCUGGUUGGGUUACUGGCAAAGUGGAGCCCUCUUCCCGUUACAUACGCUGGUGGAGCCAGCUCAAUUGAUGAUUUGAACUUAGUUGAACGCAUCGGUAAUGGCAAGGUUGAUCUCUCCAUUGGCAGUGCACUUGAUAUUUUUGGCGGCAAUAUUUCUUAUGAUGACGUCGUUGCGUGGGACAAGAAGCGCGCAAAAGAUAUCGUGUAA